AUGUCUCGUUUCUUCCCUCACACCGAAUAUGCCGAGGACCAGCCUCUCGCCCGCACUAUCCUAUUCACACACGUGCUGAAUCGUGGAUUCCAGGCCGGCACAGCCAUCGGUCUACUUAGUUGCGCAUCUCAAAUUCUGCUUAAAGGCCAACCGAUCACAGUCUUGGCCCUCGUUCGCUCAGCAGGAGUGGGCGCUGCCGUUGGCACGGGUUUAGGGGGAAUCGCAACGAUGAUGCGAAUGCGGGGACGGGAAGAGAUCGAAUGGAAAGAUCGCAGCUGGGCAUUAUUGGAGAAUAAAGGACAGGUGAAGGUGGAUAACUGGAGUCAGCCGGGGAUGGUCUUAGGGGCAGCGGCGGUCGCGUUGCGAAAGGCAAAGGCAAUGGGGAAUGGGGGUUGGCGGGGCAUACUGGGAGGCGCUGGGAUUGGGUCGUUGAUAGGGACGGUGGGAAGUAUGGUUUUGGGGGGAUAA
Molecule: messenger RNA, 468 nt
Organism: Aspergillus tanneri
Lineage: Eukaryota; Fungi; Ascomycota; Eurotiomycetes; Eurotiales; Aspergillaceae
Exons: 1
Coding region: 1-468 (155 amino acids)
Source: RefSeq, a predicted model, not a curated record